AUGGAAUUCUAUGCUUUCGAAUCUGCUUGCUUCAAUUUUGAUUCGUACCAAGGGAAGCAAAGAGCUGAUGCAGAAGUGGCCAACAUAUUGUUAGAUGGAGGCAAAAAGUACAACAAACGAAAUAGGGCACACACGAAUAAGAAUAAGCAAAGGAAAAGACGGAAGAAGAAAGGCAAAAAGAAGACUAAUAAGAGCAAAGUGGGAAAGCGAAAAAGAGAAAAGCGCGAGCAGCAGCAACAAAAGCAGGAACCAAAGAAGAAGAAGAAUAGUUUAAAAUUGACGGAAAAAGUAAGUGGCAGCCUGAAAGGUUUUAUGAAGACAAAAAAUCGAUGCCACUUGUCAUAUUUGGUGAUGUAUACAUGGGAGGAUGCUGUAAUAAUGAGGGGACGAACCACUGGAAUCACCAGUAUAUUGUAUAAAGAGCUACUAAAGAGACAACGGACGUUUUUAACUGCUGUUGUUGAUAUUGAUGAAUAUCGCACAUCAAAAAUUUGUAACAAUUGCAAGAGUGACGAUAUGGAAGAUGUAAGAAUGCAAGAGGGCUCAAGACUCUACAGUACUAAAGCCAUCUGGACAGGCCAGGAAAGAUUUAGCCAUUACAACAGAGAUAGCCGUACCGAAGACGGUGCUGUCAGCUCUUCACAACAGACUGCUUAA
Mycotypha africana is the source of this 657-nucleotide messenger RNA. RefSeq lists its product as uncharacterized. The transcript is spliced from 4 exons. The coding region runs from base 1 to 657 and encodes 218 amino acids. NCBI's taxonomy places the organism in Eukaryota, Fungi, Mucoromycota, Mucoromycetes, Mucorales, Mycotyphaceae. The record is from RefSeq and is a predicted model, not a curated record.